Molecule: messenger RNA, 1449 nt
Organism: Chaetomium strumarium
Lineage: Eukaryota; Fungi; Ascomycota; Sordariomycetes; Sordariales; Chaetomiaceae
Product: soluble quino protein glucose/sorbosone dehydrogenase
Exons: 5
Coding region: 156-1427 (423 amino acids)
Source: RefSeq, a predicted model, not a curated record
GGCUCCAGUGCAGACUCAAAUAUGAGUGCUGGUUCGGCCUCUGGAAUUUUGUGUGAACCGUGAUCUACGUACCACUGAGUAAAAGCUGCCCGGCUGUUAAGUGGAUCGACAGCUACACGCAGUACGUCAUUCGCGACUCAUCUUGGUAAACAGUCAUGGGCCAUCUCGGCACGGUAGUCUCGGGCGUCCUUGCCCUGACGUCCAUACUCGUCCCCGGAGCUGCGGCUCAGACAUGCCCGGGCGUCAGCGGCCGCUUCCAGCCCAAAAUGGGCGCUGGCUACCGAUACAGCGUGCUCGCGACCGGACUUCGCCAGCCCCGGCAUAUCGUGGUGGACUCUGCGGGCAACCUGCUCGUGGCUGAGGGUGGCAGCCAAGGCGUGAGACGGCUCGUCCUGCAGGACCAGGGGAACAUCGUGUGCGUCCAGUCCAACACCCAGAUCGCCAGCGGAUCGACAAACCACGGCAUCGCGCUGAGCGCAGACGGCAAGACGCUGUUCACGUCGAACCUGGCCAGCGUGACGGCAUACUCGUACGACGCCAGCACCGGGCAGGUCGGUCAGGGCAAGCAGAUUGUGACGGGCAUGUCCUUCCAGGGGACCCACCCGACGCGGGCCAUCGCCACGUCCAAAUGGAGCCCGGACACGAUCCUGGUGGCUCGCGGGUCCAUGGCCAACGUCGACACCGGCACGACGCAGCAGUCUGCGGGCCGCAGCAUGAUCAAGACGUUCAGCAUCAGCCAGGGCAUGCAGGCGGCCCACCAGUACGCCACGGGCGGAGAGGUGCUCGGCUGGGGUCUCCGCAAUGUGGUCGGCCUGACCGAGGAUCCCAUCUACGGGGGUGUUUGGUCCGUCGAGAACGGCAUGGACGACGUGCGGCUGAACGGGCGCGACAUCCACAUGGACAACCCGGCCGAGCGGCUGAGCUACCACGGCGAGCUCAACGACACGGGCAACCGCUACAAGGGCCUCAACUACGGCUACCCCUCGUGCAUCGCCGCCUGGGACCCGCAGAACGUCGGCAUCAGCGGCCUGCUGGUCGGCAGCCUGUUCAAGCCCGACGGCGUGCCCAACGUGGCCGCCGACGAGUGCACCCGCCGCAUGACGGGGCGCCUGCACUUCCACGCCCACACCGCCCCGCUGGAUGUCAAGUUCAACGCCAACAGCACGGCCGCGUACAUUGCCUUCCACGGCAGCUGGAACCGCAACCCCGCCGACGGCUACCGCGUCACCCGCGUCGACUUUCGCAACGGCCAGCCCGUGCACGAUGUCACCAGCAAGACGGCCCAGGUACCCGUCAUGGAGAACGCCAACGUGGGCGGCUGCCCCAACAGCUGCUUCCGCCCCGUCGGCCUGGCCUUCGAUGCCAAGGGCCGCCUGUUCGUGUCGAGCGAUACGUCGGGGGAGAUUUAUGUCGUCUAUGGUGCUUAGUUACGGGUACAUACAUACACCA